This is a messenger RNA of Lotus japonicus, 3451 nucleotides long. RefSeq names its product transcription factor GTE10-like. The record is from RefSeq and is a predicted model, not a curated record. Bases 706 to 3039 code for a protein of 777 amino acids. The transcript is spliced from 10 exons. Gene Ontology annotation, molecular function: protein binding. NCBI's taxonomy places the organism in Eukaryota, Viridiplantae, Streptophyta, Magnoliopsida, Fabales, Fabaceae.
UGAUAUUUGGGUUGUGAAAACGUGGGAAACAAAAUGUGGAGUCGAGCGUGCAAUUUCUUUCUUUCUUUCUUUUUUCUCUCUCUCUCUCUCUCUCUCUGUAGAUUUGGUUCCGCUCUCUCUUUCUCUUUCUCUCGCAGAAGAAGGGUGGUGUUAUUGUCAGCGUUUGAGGCACAUUUCAUUGCAAUUGCGUGGUCCUGCUAGACAUCCAGGUUUUGAAUUGGAUUCUUGCUUAGGGUUUCGCACAUUUUUCUUUUGCUUCCUUCGCCCCCUCUUGAUCUAGGGUUUAUGCUUACUUUUUUCGUUUAUAGAUCAACUUGCCCCAUUUCAUCUCUUUUUGAUCGAUUUGAAAUAAUGUGGGUGAAAUUACUUACCUGGGCAUGUGCGAUUCAUUGCUGACAAUAAGGAUUUUGAGGAUUAGUCGUUCCUUUCUCGCAUUCGACAAGGCAAGUAAAGAAGCUUGUUAUUAAUCGCUUAAAGCUUCAACUUUUUGGGAUUUAAAGCUAAUAUUCGACGAUAAAACUGAAAUUCAGUCAAUAGGGUAUGAGAGAAGUACACCCUUCACUGGGUUUUAUGAUACUCUGCAUUAAAAUUUGGAGGUUAAGGCUUGAUUUGUGCUUCUGGGGAUUUGGGUUUUUUCAGAAAUUGUUGUGUGGGAUCAGUACUUGUUGUCAGGGUUGAUAUGUGCAGUUAUUGGAAUUUUUUCUUAUGGCACCAACUGUACCUAUAGAGUUUGCUGGACAAAAGGAAUCUAGAAAGUACUCUCAUUCACAAAUCAUGGGCAAAUCUCGAAAAUACUCUAAGGGUUAUGCUGCUAGAUUUGUUCCCGAUUUCCGUCAUGCUGUGGAGACUAUGGGUGAGUCAGAAGGGUUGGGUAGCUCGGGAAGGGUUGAUACAGAGCUGACUGCAUCUGCAGAUUCUUAUGCACCGAAGAGGAAAUCCCUUGGUUUGAAUGGUGCUGAUUAUGGUAGUUUUGAUGUACCGUAUCAUAUUUUCUCAUUAUCGAAGAUGUCAGGUUUCGAGAGAAAGAAUUUGAAAUUGAGGUUAACUUGGGAACUUGAACAAGUAAGGGAAAUUCUGAGGAAAGUUGACAGUGUGAACUCAAACAUUGUUGGAUUAUCUCCCUCUAGUGAUGUAAGGAGCUGCAGUGCUGGACAGAAGAGGCCUCAGCUGGAGAGCCAACACACAGCACUGCAAGCCUCAGUGGCACAUGGUAAGAAAAGGCCAUUGCCAGGACGUACUGGUCCCAAGACAAAAAGAAUUAUGUCUGGGUGUUUUGAAUAUAGGAAACCUGCUGCACCAGUGACUUCAUAUGCUACAUUGAUGAAACCGUGUGAGACAUUACUUAACCGCUUGAUGUCUCAUCAAUUUGCUUGGGUUUUUAACACACCCGUCGAUGUUGUUAAAUUGAACAUUCCAGAUUAUUUCAAUGUCAUCAAGCAUCCAAUGGAUUUGGGUACAGUGAAAAGUAGAUUAUCUUCUGGUGAAUAUUCAAAUCCUGUGAAUUUUGCUUCUGAUGUGCGGCUGACUUUCUCAAAUGCAAUGACUUAUAAUCCACCAGGAAAUGAUGUGCACAUCAUGGCAGAGAACCUUAGUAAAUUUUUCGAAACGAGAUGGAAGUCUAUAGAGAAGAAAAUUCCUGUCAUUGAUUGUACUCAAUCUGAACCUUCUAGACCUGCUCGUGACGAUACUGAAAUUCGUGACCAAAUUCCUCCCUCCAAAAAGAAGAAAAUAACACCAAAUGACUCUAAUGUCAAGCCAGAGCCUGUUAAAAGAAUCAUGACUGAUGAGGAGAAACAUAAUUUGAGUCUUGAGUUGGAAGCGAUGCUUGGAGAGCUGCCCGAAACCAUUAUUGAUUUUUUGAAAGAGCAAAGUAAUGAUGCAGGGCAAACCGAUGCUGAUGAAAUUGAGAUUGAUAUUGAUGUUCUCAAUGAUGAAACCUUAUUCAAACUGCGGAAGCUUCUUGAUGAUUAUAUACAGGAGAAGCAAAGAUUCCAGGUGAAAGCUGGAGAGUGUGAAGUGGAGCUUCUUAAUGAAUCUGGGUUCAGCAAUUCAUCAAUGCAACAAUGUAAAGGCAACGAACAAGUUGAGGAGGAUGUGGACAUUGUUGGUGGGAAUGAUCCUCCUAUUUCAAACUACCCUCUACUAGAGAUUGAGAAAGAUGGCACCAAUAGGAACAAUAAAUGCAGUAGUUCAAGCAGCUCCAGUAGUGAAUCUGGCUCAACAUCCAGUGACUCAGAUUCAGGUAGUUCAUCUGGUAGUGAGUUAGAUACUGUUAAAGCAUCAGAACCUCCAAGUGCCACCAAGGAAAACGUAGGUUCUGGAUUGACUACUGAUCAAAACAGAGGGGAUCCUGGUAAUUCACAAACUGGUAAAGAUUCAACUAAUGUGGGUGGCCAAGUUGAGUACAAUUCAGAGACUCAGCCAGUUACUCUUGAAUCAGAAAUCCAUCAAGAGGGGGAGAGCGCUGCAUCUAAGAGGCAAGUCUCUCCCGAAAAGCUCUACCGUGCAGCUUUAUUGAGGAGCCGGUUUGCUGACACCAUACUUAAAGCUCGAGAGAAAGCACUUGAAAAGGAUGAAAAGCGGGAUCCUGAAAAACUCAAGAUAGAGCGAGAAGAUCUUGAGAGGAGGCAGAAGGAAGAGAAAGCUCGACUUCAGGCAGAGGCAAAGGCUGCAGAAGCAGCUCAGAGGAAAGCAGAAGAAGAAGCUGCAGCUGAAGCCAAAAGGAAGAGGGAACUUGACAGAGAAGCAGCCCGUCAGGCUUUGCAAAAGAUGGAGAAAACUGUGGAGAUCAAUGAGAGUAGUCAGUUUUUAGAAGAUCUAGAGAUGCUGAGUGCUGUACAUGAUGAUAUUACACCAAGUUUCAAAGAGGAGACAAGCCCAGAUCAUCCUGAAAAUGAAUUAGGUAGUUUCAAGCUACAGGGAAAUCCCUUAGAGCAGCUAGGAUUAUACAUGAAGGUUGAUGAGGAGGAUGAGGAGGAAGAAUUGCCUCCAAGUGUUGCAGGGCCAUCAAAGGAUGUUGAAGAAGGAGAAAUAGAUUGAUUUCCCCGUUGAUUGUUUCAUAUUUUGAACAAAUAAAUAGUGAUUUUGAGCAGUUGCUGGAUUUAGGGAUGCUGCUUUUUCAAGCUAUGAUCUGACUUUGGCCUGACACCAGGAAAUCUAAGGAUGGGAUAGCAAAAGCUUAGAGCAAAGGGAAUGAGUAUAAUCACUUUUAAGUGGGUUUGCUUCUUUUUAAAUUGGUUUUUGAGAAAGUGGAAAAGCAUGCUUGCAGCCCUCAUUUAUUCAAGGGCUGGAUUGAAAAUUUGUAUCAAUCAGGAUAUGUCCAGUUUUGGUUGUAAAAAGCAAUUCAUUUGUAACGAGUUCUAAGACUGACCUUGAGUAGUAGUUAAACUUCACUCGCAUUGUAAAAUAUUUUAGAAAAUUCUUUCUAUUUAUUUUUGCCUUAUUUUUUUCA